AGAUAUGCAAAUCAGGUUUCCAUAUGGGAUCAAUCCAGAUUUCUACUUCACUAUGCUUCAUGAUCAAAAUAACAAAAACAGUCCAGAAUUCAUGCUCAUUCUAGUAUGAGGGCUAAAGACACUCAAGAUAUUAAGAAUAAAGCAAGCACCUGUUCUCUACCUCAUGAUCUACUUGGCUUUUUGUAUUAUUGGAGCAGGAUCUUGACAAGUUUUGUGGGCUCUGUUUUCUCUGCUGCCUCUUCUAGAAUUUCCUUAAUCUCUGAUUUGGCUUGGUUCUUCAUGGCUUUUAUAAUUUAUGGGGUGCUUUGCUCUCUGAUGGUUGGCAUUCUUUUCCAGUUCUCCUUAGUCUCUCUAGGGAGGUCUCUCUUAUGCUGCAUUCAAAUGAUCUUAGUUAUUGAAAGAAGAGAAAACUCAUUAUCGAAGUUAUUUUACAAGCAAAGAAAUUUCAGAGAAACAAAUAAGGUUACUUAUCUUUUCAUCUGUUUGGAUCUCUCAGUUUUCAUUAGUCUUCUCUAUUCAAGAUGGACAGGUUAUGGAAGGAACCUGUUCUUCAUUCUGGUAUUUUGGGGUUGUUCUCUGCCUCUUCUUCAUGGUGGUUUUUCUUUUAUAUACCUUCUUCAUCUAAAGUGUCAAAGUUUUUGGAAGACUUUUCUCUGCUGCGUAGCUGGAUAUUCAUCUUCUGCCUAUUCUCUACAAGGAGUCGGGUUCUUCAUCUUAGGUUUGGAUCUGGCCUUCAAUGAUUGUCCAUCUCUCAUUUGGUUUACAUGGCUUCUGUUUCUCUGCUGUUGUAUUGUCUUCAAUGGAGGGACAUCAGAAAAUUUACUGAAGUUUUUUGGAAGCCUGUUCUUCCAAGUUUUCAUGGUUCAGAGUUUCAUUGCAAUAGAAUUCUCGAUUUGCCCUUUCAAUUUCGUUAUCAAGUGUCUUAUCAGAUGCAUUAUCAGACUCAUAGCAGAUCACUUUCGCCUAUUAGCUGCCCCUUAUCAGUCUGUGUUUUGCAUUUAAUCAAAUUAUUUUACCUUAGCUUAUCACUAAUCAGGUUAUGAUUGGAUUCAGCUUAAAGUUCUCACCUGUUGCUACUCUAAGCUCACACUUUCAACUGCUACAGUUCUCAGUUUAUUCACUCAGCUUCAGAGAUUGCAAAGGCUCUUAAAUGUUUGAGUAGAUUCAGAUCAUCCUUUAGCUUGGUCUAUCUCCCAGCUUCAGUUCGCAGCUCACAUUUCCUGCUCUGUUAUGUUCGGCUGCUUCAUUAUUCCAGCAAGUAUUUUGAUACACCAGCUGACACAUUUAGGCUUUAGGU
Messenger RNA from Ilex paraguariensis (yerba mate), 1297 nucleotides. The record is from the annotation of a GenBank genome assembly. Lineage: Eukaryota; Viridiplantae; Streptophyta; Magnoliopsida; Aquifoliales; Aquifoliaceae.